Messenger RNA from Scheffersomyces coipomensis, 1678 nucleotides. RefSeq names its product aldo/keto reductase. Lineage: Eukaryota; Fungi; Ascomycota; Pichiomycetes; Serinales; Debaryomycetaceae. Gene Ontology annotation, molecular function: oxidoreductase activity. The record is from RefSeq and is a predicted model, not a curated record. The coding region runs from base 427 to 1356 and encodes 309 amino acids. The transcript has 2 exons.
GUUAUGUUUUCUACACAUACAUCUGUACGUGUUCUGUUAAAUAAAUUUUAGAGAAGCUUGACAAAGACUAUUCAUUUCACGAAGAGCAUUGAACAACAUAAUUCCAAGUGCCACCACAACUCCAUAACUAUUCGUACCCCAUCAUAAAGCAGUGUCAGGUAUACUGUGGCAUGCAAAACAUUCGGCCACCUUCAAUAGAAAAGCGCUGGUACUGUAUACCAUAGUUGCUCAAUAUGCAUUGAUAGUAACCCCACGAAUUCCGUACAAUUAUCCCCCUCCCCCACCCCCACCAAAAUUGAUUUUUGAUCUGAACUCUACAAACAUAUAAGAAACCUAGAGUCCACUAGUAGAUGAGAAUUUAUGAAUUUGUUUGAAGACAGCAAAGAAUUCACAUAUAGACGAUUCUAAUUCAAUUCACAUCCUGCAAUGGCUACUCCCCACAAAUCUUCAAAAGUUUUCAAGCUCAACAAUGGUGAAACCAUUCCUGCUUUAGGGCUUGGAACUUGGCAGGCACUGGCUGACGACGUUUACAAAGCUGUUUUAGUAGCCCUUGAGGCCGGUUACAGACACAUUGAUUCUGCUCUUGCCUACGGCAAUGAGGAACCUGUUGGUCGCGCCAUUAGAGAUUCAGGAAUUCCUAGAAAAGAGAUAUUUGUUACAACCAAAUUGGCCCCUAUUGACGCUCUUGACCCUGCUGGUUCCUUAGACCGAUCCUUAAAAAACCUUGGUUUAGAUUAUGUUGACUUAUAUUUGAUGCACUGGCCAGUUUGCUUGAACAAGGCAAAUAAGAGUCACCCUGGUAUUCCUUUAUUGCCUAAUGGGAAGCGUGAUAUCGUGUUUGAUCGCGAAUUCACCGAGACCUAUGCAGACAUGCAACGUUUGGUUGAAACCGGUAAGACAAAGUCAAUUGGUGUUUCCAACUUCUCCAUUAAAAACUUAAAAAAAUUACUUGCUUCUCCUGAAUUUAAGAUUGUACCUGCAACUAACCAAGUUGAAAUCCAUCCAUAUUUGCCACAAACUGACCUUCUUGAAUUCUCUAAGAAGCAUAAUAUUUUGUUGCAAGCAUUCAGUCCAUUGGGUUCUUCCAACUCGCCAUUAUUGAAGGAUGAGACAAUUAGAAAGAUUGCUGAGAAGAAUAAAGUUUCAGCCGCUACAAUUUUGAUCUCUUGGGCAAUCUGGAGAGGUACUGUUGUCUUACCUAAAUCCACCACUGCGUUAAGAAUUGAAAGUAACUUCAACGUGAUCGAUUUAUCAGAAGAAGACGGUCAAGAAUUGGAAAAUCUCCAUAAGGUGACAGGAGUCAAGAGAUUCGUCAGUCCUAACUGGGACCCAAUUGACGUGUAUGGCGAAGAGUAAGUACGACUAGUCUCAAUAUCGUAGUUAUCUCUACAUACCUAAAUUUAACAAUAGACAUCAAUUGAUAUUACUGCUAGCCCGUGUAAUCAGAAACCCUGUUCCCUACUGCAGGAUGCGAUAGCGCAAAUCAACCAUCAUGUACUUUCGGAGUUUUCCUAACUAUUCCGGAGUAAUUAUCCCAAACACCAAAAAAUGGUGGGGUCCUGUACGCUAGAAUAAUUAUUUACUAUUUACGUCAAGGGGUGCAAUGAUUAGGGAGGGGUACAGGCUUAACCUAACCUUCACACCGCACCAGCCAAGGUGCGGGCCAGCACACAAUUGA